Molecule: messenger RNA, 2546 nt
Organism: Hyaloscypha bicolor E
Lineage: Eukaryota; Fungi; Ascomycota; Leotiomycetes; Helotiales; Hyaloscyphaceae
Exons: 9
Coding region: 1-2082 (693 amino acids)
Biological process (GO): ergosterol metabolic process
Cellular component (GO): endoplasmic reticulum membrane
Molecular function (GO): ergosterol O-acyltransferase activity
Source: RefSeq, a predicted model, not a curated record
AUGGCACGAUUAGCAGCUACUCCGCCUACAUUGGCGAGUCGAUCUUCGUCUAUCGAUAAAGUACCACAAUUGGUGGGACAAUUGAACUCGGAUGGUAUUGCCAGUCUGGAAGCAGACCAUACUUAUACUCAACCACGGCGGUCGGAACCCCCUCGAUCGAUGAAGAUGGCUCUCGGAGCCGUGGACGGCUCCCGACGAAACAGCUCUGCAGACUCCAUAUCAGAAAGUGCCAGCGAGGAGGACUAUGACGCUCUCAGACAUGAUCCUAUGGCAGUAGUUGCUGGUGGCAAAGGCGGUGGCUUUGAAGGGGCAACGAGCGGGCCCGCUGUGGAAACAAAUGGCAGCAAAGCAUACCAGUCGUUGAAAGUGCCUUCGAACUCAAGACCAGGACCGCCACGGCUAAAGUCCAUUCCAGUCACUUUGAACAAGUUGAAGGAGAAAGGACGGUAUAUCUUGACAGCGGAUGAUGACGCUUUGAGAGAAAUAUUGAAAACAGGCAUAGAGAGAGAGAGAAACCCAGCUUCUGCAAAGAAACGGCGAAGCAAAUUCAGUGAUCUGGUAUUCACUCGUCAAUUCACUACUUUUGAUCGGCAAAAUGUGGACAGUGCCGACUCGCCGUUUCAUGGCUUCUUCACUUUGUUCUGGUUGGGAACUGCUAUCUAUAUGCUAAAAUUGGCUGCUGAAAAUUGGCGCCAGCAUGGCAAUAUUCUCGGCAGCAAUGAGAUCAUGGGCCUCAUGUUCCACCGAGAUGUCAUGGUCCUCGCAUUGUCAGAUGGAGUUAUGUGUGGAGCUACUGGCUUCGGGUUGAUCCUCCAGAAGCUCAUUCUCAAGGGAUUCCUCAGCUGGGACCGCCAGGGAUGGAUUAUUCAGAGCAUCUGGGAAAUUUUCUACAUUGUUGCUGUUCUUGGUUGGACGUUAUUCCGGGAAUGGCCGUGGACGCACACUGUGUUCUUCGUCCUCCAUGGUCUUGUUAUGCUCAUGAAGCAGCACAGCUAUGCAUUUUACAACGGCCACCUCUCAGAGGAAUUCAAAAUGAGAGCAACCCUUCGGAAUAAAUUGAAGCAGCUAGAUGGUGUUGCUCCAGCAGUGACACCUUCUGCCAUAGCACCCAAAUUCUCCACAUCUCUAGAUUAUCUUGAUCAUAGGCCGAAGGCCUCAGAUCUCAACCAACGCCGUCAAUCAAGAACAUUCAUCAACGAAGACGGUGCUUCAAACAUUGAUCAAGUAGGCGCCGCUAUGGAGUCCGGAGAACCUCUUGAUCUCGACCAAAUACAAAUAUUUCAGCGGAUCAUCAAGUGGGAGAUAGACGCCCUCACCGAGGACCUCAAAGGCAAAUGCACGAAAGGAGACAAUAUAUUUCCAAGCAACUUGGCAAUCAGGAAUCAUUACGAGUAUAUUGUGCUCCCUACUUUAGUCUACGAACUUGAGUAUCCUCGAUCCGACAAGAUCAAUUGGUAUUACGUUGCUGAGAAGACAGCUGCGGUGUUCGGAGUCUUGGCUGUCAUGAAUCUCAUUUCCCAAGCAUUUAUCUACCCCGUGGUAGUUAGAACUAUCGAGAUGAAGGAUGCGGGCAUGCUACUCCAAGAGCGUUUGGAGGAAUUUCCCUGGAUUCUUAGCGACCUAAUCUUCCCCUUUAUGAUGGAAUAUAUGAUGUGGUAUCUAAUCUGGGAGUGUGUGCUUAACGUUCUUGCCGAGCUCACCUACUUCGCUGACCGCGGCUUCUACGCGGAUUGGUGGAAUAGCGUCUCCUGGGAUCAAUUCGCGAGGGAUUGGAAUCGUCCUGUGCACAACUUCCUUCUACGACACGUCUAUCAUUCCAGCAUUUCUUCAAUGAAAGUCAACAAAUAUACGGCCACAAUCAUCACGUUCUUCCUUAGCGCGUGUGUCCAUGAGCUAGUCAUGUGGUGCUUGUUCAAGAAACUCCGGGGAUACCUCUUAUUUCUGCAAAUGUCACAAAUUCCAUUGGUGCAAUUAAGUCGUUCUAGAUGGCUCAAAGGAAGGGCAACCUUAGGCAAUCUCAUCUUCUGGAUAGGGAUAUUCACUGGCCCCAGUCUUUUAUGCAGUCUCUACUUGAUCAUAUAACGUUCACCUCGAUAGACAGGUCGCAAUACUGGCACUGGCUUUGAUAAAGGAAAAGGAACGAUAUACCCCCGCUAGAACUUGGCAAUCUUGAUGCCCGGUCAGGAAUAUAAUGCUCUGGCAUCGUCGCCACUCAUUCUGAUCACGACAAUCACUUCCUGACUAUGGUGAAAGUUGAAUAUGCUCGUUGUGGAAAAUCUCAUCAAUGGAGGCAAGCUCAAUUUUCAUUGAAUGCUACCACAGAUCAACACUCACCUAACGCCCCUGUCAAGUCCCCGAUACAACCACGAACGCCGCCCCAUAAUCUAAUCUAUUUCCCCGUCUACCUCUGAUUUUUUAUUUCCAUUCGUACGAAAUUUCGAUACCGUGACAAUAGCCUAGAAAAUCGACAAAUCAGUAAACUCCUAUCCCAUAUGUUUAUGAACGUAGAUCAAGCCGAGGAAGCUGGAUUGAAAUGUUUUAAUAGU